AUGGAAAUUCUCUUCUCUGUGCUAUUCUUAUUCAAACACCGCCCCCAAACAAAAGUCCCAACCUUCUUCUCUCCAGGUGUCACCCCCAUGGAAAAAAGUUCUAAACUUCACAGUGUUCUUAGGCCAGAAAUCAGAGACUCAGAAUCCAGGAGAGAAAUGGGCGUUUCAAGUUCAUUCAAAGACCAAUCUCACACUCCCUCCCUUACCAGGAAGCCUUGGCCCUAUACCAUAUAUGCUCUCCUCCCCAUUGCUAUUUUUCUUUUGUUCUUUUACCGUCUACCCCUUCUUCCACCCUCAACAGAUCAGCUUCCCAGGAGUAACAGACUUAUCCUCUCGGCUUCUGUGCCUCCCUCUUUAUCUUCUUCGUCUUUCUCUCAAGAAGAGAAAAUUGUUAAUGAAGCUCCAUGUGACUAUACCAAUGGAAAAUGGGUACGUGACAAAUUGGGGCCUUUGUACAACGGCACAACCUGUGGUACGAUCAAGGAAGGUCAAAACUGCAUCACCCAUGGAAGAGCCGACUUGGGUUAUCUUUACUGGAGGUGGAAACCUAGACAAUGCAAGCUCCCAAGGUUUGAUCCCAACACUUUUCUUCAACUACUUAGAAACAAACAUCUAGCUUUUGUGGGUGACUCCAUGGCUAGGAACCAGUUGGAGUCCCUCCUUUGCAUGCUUGCCACUGCGUCUACGCCUAACCUUGUUUAUAGAGAUGGGGAGGAUAACAAAUUUCGUAGAUGGCAUUUUGCUUCUCACAACAUUACUAUUUCAGUUUAUUGGUCACCUUUUCUUGUUAGAGGUGUUGAGAAAUCAAAAACUGGUCCAGAUCAUAAUGAGUUGUAUUUGGAUCAUGUUGAUGAGAAGUGGGGGAAUGAUUUGGAGCAUAUAGACAUGGUUGUGUUAUCUAUUGGGCACUGGUUUCUACACCCUGCAGUUUAUUAUGAGGAUGACGAAGUAUUAGGUUGCCAUUACUGCCCUGGACUCAAUCACACUGAGAUAGGAUUCUAUGGUGUUUUGAGGAAGGCCUUAAAAACAGCCCUUAAGACCAUAAUUGAAAGGAAAGGGGCUAAUGGGAAGGGGACUGAUGCUGUUUUGACCACAUUUUCACCUUCACAUUUUGAAGGUGAUUGGGAUAAGGCUGGUGCCUGUCCCAAGACACAGCCUUAUAAGGAGGGAGAGAAGGUGCUUGAAGGAAUGGAUGCUGAUUUGAGAAACAUUGAGGUUGAAGAAGUGGAAGCUGCUAAAGGGAUUGCUAAACAAUUUCAAGGGUUAAGGGUAGAAGUGUUGGAUGUCACCAAGUUAUCAUUGAUGAGGCCAGAUGGCCACCCGGGGCCAUACAUGUACCCAUUUCCAUUUGCUAAUGGGGUUCAAGAGCGUGUGCAGAAUGAUUGUGUACAUUGGUGCUUGCCAGGCCCUGUUGAUACUUGGAAUCAGAUCCUAUUAGAAAUAAUGAGGAGAUGGCAGAUUCAAUCAUGGGUAGAGGAAUGAUGCAUUUACAAUAUCAAAAAAAUGUCUUUGUUCUACCUUCAUAUGUCGCCCUACUUGGUUGGUGCGUAUUGCUCCUUCAGAACGGCCAUAAGAAAUGAAGAUAAUCUGUUUGGCUUUCAUAUGAAACCAAUGAAAUGGAAAGAUAGUUGUCAGCAAGGAGAAUGGGAUGAGAGCUUAGUGGCGACAAGGAUGUUGUUUAUUUAUUUAAUUUUUUGGAGCAUUUGUUUGUUGCUUUUAUGUUCAAACGUGUAUAAAUGAUAUUUUGUAGAGGAAAAAUUAAAAUUCCUUGGCAGUUCUUUCCCUCUAUUAGUGCCUACAGUGGGGAUUUCUUUUAAUUCUUGUGAGUAAAACAGGGAGUUAGGU
Rubroshorea leprosula is the source of this 1845-nucleotide messenger RNA. The record is from the annotation of a GenBank genome assembly. NCBI's taxonomy places the organism in Eukaryota, Viridiplantae, Streptophyta, Magnoliopsida, Malvales, Dipterocarpaceae.